CAAAAACACUUCAAUUAUUAACUCGGUAUUUAUUUAAAAUCGAGCAAUAUGAACAGUGACGUAAUCACACCCUCAGUGGAACAAAUAACAAACACGGAAAAUGAAAAUUUUAAUGAACAAGAUUAUACAGAGACAAAUGAUGAAAAGAAAUACUGGAGUAAAAUAUUAAACUAUAAUUUAAGCAAGAUAAAACGCAGUGAGAAUAGUACUCAUGUCACUGGAAAGAAUUCUUGCAUUGAAACUGAUUUUAAGCGUGAAAUGAAACGUUAUUAUGUUGGUUUAAAACAGAGUCUUGAUAAAAUUGACCGAUAUCAAGAAGAAGUAGCGAUCAAAAUGAAUCGUUUAUACAAAGAAUCACGAGAAUUAGCCAGAAGGAGUAGAAAUGAAAAGAAACAAAGUCUAAAGCUACGCCGGAGAAUUUCUUCCCAAUAUAAAGGUAUUGAUUUACCUCUGGAUACAGUAGAAGAAGGAAAAGGUGAGAAUGAAACUGAAAAGGAAUUAAAUAAUCAUCCAAAUGAAAUAUCUGCGGAUAAUGUGGAAACAGUAAAGGAGCUAAUACCAUCACCAUGGUUACCAGUUAUUAAUCCAACUAAAUUUGUAUCCUUAACCUCAAAUUUAAAUAAAUCAUCUAAUACAAAAAUAGAAACUAAUGAUAAUGUGAAACCAGAUUUGGAUAAACCAGAUAUACCCACAUGGCUUGAGAAUGUGAAAGAAGAGAUAAAGAAUAGUGAAGAACAAGUACCAAUUACUACUCUGAAAAUCGAUACAUCAACUAGCGAAAGUAAAAAGAGAUACAACAAUUACAUCCGUACAAGUAGAGAUAUUCGUCGAAGCGUAAACUAUUUAAUUAUAAUGCAUAGAGAAAGUCGAUUGUCUCAUUUGAAAGCAGCUUUAAGCGAAACACCAAUCGCUUAUUUAUGGAAAGGCAAUUCUGCAACUUCGAUAUCAUGCUUACGAAAAGCUAAGCUGAUCAGUUCAAAAUAUAGAGAUUUUGAUUUACAAGCAAAACGUUGUAUUCCUGGCUAUGUUGGUGGUAUAUCAAGCGACUUUUUGGAAGCUGUCGCCUUGCCUAAACCUGCUUUGAUUCGAUUCCCACCGCCAACUAGCAUGCAUAACUAUAGACGUAAGAAAAGGUUGGUUGUAGAAAGACAGCAAAUGCAACAGAGUUUGGGGAAAAUGAACGCAGUAAUCGAAGAUAUUAAGAAAGUUUUAGAAAGUCAGAAAUUAUUGGCAGCAUUGGAGUUCUUAUUAGCACCCAUAACACAAAAUAAGGAUGAAAAUGGUACAACAAAAGCUCAGUAGCGCACUGAUAGAUGUGGUUUAUUUCUGUGUACCUUUAUAAGUAAAUACACGUAUCACCGAUAUAACCGACUUUUCAUUAAAUAUUCACAUGUUUGUAUGCAUGCAAAGUAUUCAGUGUCAGUCUAAGUGUUGAGCCACAAAUCAUUUUGAAAAUGUGUCACGUAAACUCUAACAACCGGAUAUGGGAUAAUGUACGUGGUAUAAAAUUCACUUGAAAAUUCCAUCGUAUUUUAAAAAAAAUUAAGAUAUAGGCUUCGUUUCUUUGAAUUCUGUGGCCUUAAACAAGGGAGUCAUACUAUCGCUGAGUGAUAAAAAGCCAGACAUGCAGACUGUGAAAUCUAACAUCUGGAGGCAAA
Trichobilharzia regenti is the source of this 1658-nucleotide messenger RNA. The record is from the annotation of a GenBank genome assembly. Lineage: Eukaryota; Metazoa; Platyhelminthes; Trematoda; Strigeidida; Schistosomatidae.